CGAGUCUGUUGCUAAGGGGCGGGGCUGCGGCCUAGUUAUGUUGCUGCGCUGAAGAGAUCCUGAGUAAUCGGUGGUGAGCAGGAAUUCCUAAGAAUGAUUGAGAUAAUUUGCAACGAUCGUUUAGGAAAGAAAGUCCGAGUGAAGUGCAAUCCUGAUGAUAGCAUAAAAGACCUGAAGAAAUUGAUAGCUGCGCAGACUGGAACAAAAUGGGACAAGCUCGUCCUAAAGAAAUGGUAUACCAUCUUCAAGAAUCACGUUCAGUUGCAAGAUUAUGAGAUCCAUGAUGGAAUGAACCUGGAGCUGUACUACCAAUAAAAUAUAUCCCCCCGAGGAGGCCAAGCUUAUCACCAACCAUCAACACCAUUCACCUGAGAGAAACGACUUAUGACUUCACAAUGAAGCUUUGUGUUUGCUUUUCUGAUGAACAUUGAUCAUUGGUUUUUGCUUUAUUGACCUAUGUUCUCUUUUUUAACUUUAUAUUUCAGAACAGCUUUACUAUCAGGUUUCUUGUCCAUGCCCAGUCUGAGGUUUCUGAAUCCCAAAAUUAUAGAUGGGUAAAGUUGUUUUGUCUGUGCUUCCUCCUUCCUUGCUACGUGUAAUACUCAGUCUAGCAGUGAUGGUGCUUCCCACAGCUGAGGUGUAUCAUUACACAACACUUUCCACUCUAUUGUACUUGCAGAAUGCUGACAAUUUCUCUAGCAUGGAGAGCGAAAAGACUUGCAAGAGAUUGAAGUGCUCACUGGGUUAGGGAAGGGAUGGAUCUUGAUAGUUUAUUGAGGUUCAGUCUUUUGGGUUAAUCCUGUAGAGAUUGGAAACGAGCAUUUUAGUUUUCCUUUCCCUGAGGGUGUAUGCAAGAAAUUGUAUUAGCAGGAUGUUGGCAAGAGGGAAUGCUAACUCAACUUCAAAAUGCUUUUGUCCCUUGUGAACCGGGCAAUGUCAGAGAACCAUGUUAAUAUGCGCACUUAAUUUGGUUAAAUAGAAUUAAAAUCCAUUGAUUUGCCUCGCUGUGUCUCUGUUUCUCAGGGUGCACUUUUCACCCUGUGUAACCUGUACUUUGAUACCAGAUCUAUGCAUGGUGUUUAUUAGCUGUCCCAGAAGCCUGCAAGGACAGCUAAUGCUAAUAUCAGAUUAGCAUACCUUUUAUUUCUAGAUAAUGUACUUGUCUUUAAAUGGAUAAAAAUCACGCUCUUGA
Messenger RNA from Carcharodon carcharias (great white shark), 1192 nucleotides. RefSeq names its product ubiquitin-like protein 5. NCBI's taxonomy places the organism in Eukaryota, Metazoa, Chordata, Chondrichthyes, Lamniformes, Lamnidae. Gene Ontology annotation, biological process: protein modification process; mRNA splicing, via spliceosome. Bases 94 to 315 code for a protein of 73 amino acids. The transcript is spliced from 5 exons. Gene Ontology annotation, molecular function: protein binding; protein tag activity. The record is from RefSeq and is a predicted model, not a curated record. Gene Ontology annotation, cellular component: cytoplasm; nucleus.